Molecule: messenger RNA, 1906 nt
Organism: Bactrocera latifrons
Lineage: Eukaryota; Metazoa; Arthropoda; Insecta; Diptera; Tephritidae
Gene: Syt14
Product: synaptotagmin-14
Exons: 9
Coding region: 137-1906 (589 amino acids)
Source: RefSeq, a predicted model, not a curated record
UAUUAAGUGAAAAUUUUGCAGACGUGCGAUAAAGUUUUAGCUAAAAAUAAGAGCUGUGCAGUGCACGCACCUCGUGCGAAUCGCAGUGAAAGAGUUUGAAAGCAAAAACAAAGAAAGCGCUUGGAAUUGAACUAAGAUGAUAGUAAUUUCCGGCGUGGAAUCGUAUUCAUUAAAUGGAACCGUUGAGUUAACGACAGUAUUGGGUGCGCUUUUCGGCGUCGUCACUUUGAUGUUCUUAUUUUUCCUUUACGUACAUCGCAAAUGGUGCUUUCAUGCUCGACACGGUCUAAAUUGUUGCGAUGAGAAGAUAAACGCAUCCAAAUACACGCAAAAAAUGUCACGCAAACGCCGUUAUGAUAAUACCAGCUCUGAUUCUGAGGAAGAUAUAUUGCGGCGCUUACGCUUGCAGCAGUCACGUAAUUUGUCAACGAACGGUAAUUUCAAUAGUUACGGUGUGCACCAGCAGUCAUCGUAUCUGCCACCGUCUCCGCCAAAUCCCCAACACAGCUUCAAUUAUACGCCGAACGAAUUGCAGCGCGUUACGAUAACGCCACGCUUCGAUCCGGCGCGUGAUCCGUUGGCCAUAGCGGAGCGUGGUAAAGUCGGUAUUCCGUCCUCGCAUAGUGAGUGCAGUUCGAAUGACUCGGAGAAGGCCUCAGUUGACAGUCAUACGGGUAUAUUGACCGGUGACAGGAAAGAACGUCUUCAAAGUAAUGGCGGCACGAAUAAGUCGAGCGAAUGCAGCGCUUCGUCUUCGCUGAAGGAGUCGCGCAUCGACAAUCGUGCGGAUUUGCCAAAAACCAGCAGUAAUAGCAGUAGCGGCAGAUAUCAGAAGAUAUCGACGGCGUCUGCGCGUCAAGACAGUUUAGAUGAUGUGCCUGAUUUGCAUAGCAAUAAUAAUAAUAUUCAUAACAGCAGUAAUAAUAAUAACGAAGAUGAACCACUUUUCGACACCAGCGAUUUGCGUUCCAUCAAAUCGGACGACACUUCGGUGCAGAAUCAAUUCUAUGGUAAAAGUGGCAGUAUCGAAAUCUCUUUGCUGUACGAUGCACCCAUGCGUAAGAUGACUGUGCACGUGAUGCAAGCCCGCGGUCUACCCACUUUGGGCAACGGACAAACGACGCAUACGCAGGUCCGUCUUCUUAUGUUGCCAAAUAAGAAGCAAAAGCAUAAGACUAAAAUUCGCUCGGGCGAGAAUCCACAAUAUAUGGAGAGUUUUCUGUUACAUCGAGUCAAUCCAGAGGAGGUCAACAAUAUGGGACUGCGUGUACGAAUAUACGGUUGCGAACGUUUACGGAAAGAACGUCUAAUCGGCGAGGCGUAUGUUAGUUUCGCCACAAUAGAUUUACAGUUGGAGACGAAUUUGUGGCUACCCUUGGAGCCGAGGAGUACGUCUUCUAUUUUGGGCUCAAAUAGUGAUUUGUUAAGUCUGGCGCGUUCAGAUAGUGCCGGUUCGACCACAUCGAUGCAACAUGGUGGUGUGCCGGAACUACUCUUAGGUUUAGGUUAUAACGGCGUUACAGGGCGUUUGACAGUGGAAAUUGUCAAGGGUAGUCAUUUUCGUAGUUUAUCAAUGAAUAAGGCGCCCGACACAUAUGUAAAGCUGUGCUUAGUUAGUAGUAUAGGGCAGGAAAUAUCGCGAGCGAAAACAUCAACGAGACGCGGCCAACCACAUCCGCUCUUUAAGGAGACCUUCGUCUUUCAAGUGGCACUUUUCCAGUUGAACGAUGUGACGCUUAUGGUUUCCGUUUAUGCGAAACGUAAUAUGAAAAAGAAUGAAAUGGUCGGCUGGUUUAGUAUGGGUUUAAACUCGUCCGGACCAGAGGAGGUAGCGCAUUGGGCGGAUGUACGCGACUUAGCCAAGGGUGAGCUAUUGGCGCGCUGGCAUGUGUUAGUGGAUUCCUGA